Molecule: messenger RNA, 855 nt
Organism: Eruca vesicaria subsp. sativa (arugula)
Lineage: Eukaryota; Viridiplantae; Streptophyta; Magnoliopsida; Brassicales; Brassicaceae
Source: the annotation of a GenBank genome assembly
AUGAUCUUUGCUUCCGUGCAUUUUGUUCUAUCUCACCUUCCUAAUUUUAACUCCAUAUCUGGUGUCUCCCUCGCUGCAGCCGUUAUGUCCUUAAGUUACUCAACAAUUGCUUGGGGAGCAUCGGUGAAGAAAGGGCUUCAACCAGAUGUAGACUACACGUUUAGAGCCACAACGAGUUCAGGAAAAGUGUUCAACUUCAUGAACGCACUAGGAGAUGUCGCAUUUGCAUAUGCUGGUCAUAAUGUGGUGUUGGAGAUUCAAGCUACUAUUCCUUCAACUCCCGAGAAACCAUCUAAGAUCCCAAUGUGGAAAGGAGUGGUUGUUGCCUACAUUGUGGUCGCAAUCUGCUAUUUUCCUGUUGCAUUUGUUUGCUACUAUAUUUUUGGAAACAAUGUGGACGACAAUAUUCUCAUGUCACUGGAGAAACCAACUUGGCUUAUCGUCAUGGCUAACGCAUUCGUGGUUGUUCAUGUUAUUGGAAGCUAUCAGAUAUUCGCAAUGCCGGUUUUUGAUAUGCUUGAAACCUUUUUGGUAAAGCAAAUGAUGUUUGAUCCUUCCUUUAAACUCCGUUUCAUCACUCGAACUACAUAUGUUGCUUUAACUAUGUUCAUUGGAAUAUGCAUUCCAUUUUUUGGUGGAUUACUCGGCUUUUUUGGAGGAUUUGCCUUUGCCCCAACAACUUACUACCUGCCAUGCAUAAUGUGGUUGAUUCUCAAGAAACCAAAGAAGUUUGGAUUGUCUUGGUCUCUUAACUGGUUCUGCAUAGUGGUCGGUGUAAUAUUGACGAUCGUAGCUCCCAUUGGUGGCCUCAGAACCAUUAUUAUGUCUGCCAGUGACUACAAGUUCUUCUCUUGA